AUUUCUCCACUGCUCUCUCUCACCUAUACCUAUUGUUGGCUGUUUCUGUUCCCCCCACCACCUUCAAUCUCAUCUUCCUUCUUAAUAAAUACAUGGGUUCCUUUUGUUUUCUUAUAUACUCACUCUGACACACAAAAAGUUUCCAUUUUUCUAACAUGGCUCUUUCAUAUUUUCUGUGAUGUGAUGUGAUGUGUCACUACUAUUGAUAUUUUUGUUCAAAAAUCUGUCUAAGUUAGUUUUUUUUUUUUUUUUUUUUGUGUUGAGGGUUGAUUUUUGUUGUUGGAGAUGUUGGGUUCAGGGACAAAUUUGGUGACAACUGUUAUUGGAUUUGGCAUGAGUGCCACUUUCAUUGUAUUUGUCUGUACAAGAAUAAUUUGUGGAAGGCUUAGAGGUGGUGUUGAAUCUAGGAUGAUGUAUGAGAUUGAAUCAAGAUAUGAUAUAGAACAGCCAGAACACCAUGGUAAUGACCCUGGCACUGAACCAGUUUUGAUUGAAGCAAUCCCUACUUUAAAGUUCAAUCAAGAGGCUUUCAGUGCCAUUGAAGAUACACAGUGUGUAAUAUGUUUGGCAGAUUACAAAGAAAGAGAAAUAUUGCGCAUCAUGCCCAAAUGCGGGCACACUUUUCAUCUUUCUUGCAUUGAUAUAUGGCUGAGAAAACAAUCUACCUGUCCAGUGUGUCGUCUACCAUUGAAAAACUCGUCCGAAACAAAACACGUGAGACCUGUGACAUUCACCAUGAGCCAACCUCUUGACGAGUCGCAUGCAUCCGAAAGGAACACAGAUAUUGAGAGGCAUGGUGAAACUAAUGCUGCUAACUCAAUACAACCAACUUCUGGAGAAUCCGAAGCAAGGCAAUGAUCUAAGAUAGCUAAAGGGAUUGUUCUGCUCUCAAAAAGAUACUAGUGAUAAUUUUCUGGUUCUAUAGAAAAAUGCUUUUAAUUAGAUUGGAUUCAAAUUCUUUGUCUUUUUAUGGCUUUCAUAUUCACUUUGUGAUGUAAAAUAGGUCAUACCAACAGUGGUUUUCUGCAGCUGAGAUGUACAUAAUAUCUUUCCUUCUGUAGCAUAUGCAGGCCUAGGUUUUGAUGGAAUUUAUUUUACACCACUUUUGAAGUUCUUUUGAUUA
Messenger RNA from Medicago truncatula (barrel medic), 1123 nucleotides. RefSeq names its product RING-H2 finger protein ATL5. Bases 286 to 858 code for a protein of 190 amino acids. The record is from RefSeq and is a predicted model, not a curated record. Lineage: Eukaryota; Viridiplantae; Streptophyta; Magnoliopsida; Fabales; Fabaceae. The transcript is spliced from 3 exons.